Molecule: messenger RNA, 1962 nt
Organism: Microthlaspi erraticum
Lineage: Eukaryota; Viridiplantae; Streptophyta; Magnoliopsida; Brassicales; Brassicaceae
Source: the annotation of a GenBank genome assembly
AUGGCUGAUUGCGGUGAAGUGAAGAUAGCUCUGGGGAUACAUAAAGAAGGAGGGGAUGGCACUUAUCUUGGAUUACCCGAGAGUUUAAGUGGUUUCAAGAGGAAACUCUUAAAUUUUAUCCAAGAGAAACUCCAGGGUCGUCUACAUGGUUAUUUCGCUAAAGACCUCUCUCAAGAUGGCCUGCCGAGACCGCCGGAUUACAGAGUUGACAGUACAAUUGAUUUAUCUAUCCAUGUCUCUGAUCUGAUUGACCCUAAUACAUCACAGUGGGAUGUUAACCGAGUCUCUCUGACUUUUAGUCCAGCUGAUGUACAAAGAGUACUGCGGAUCAAACUGGUCUUCUCCUGUAGUGACUCUUUGGUUUGGGUCUUUCUAGGGAUAGUUCUUACACAUCUUGAAGUGGAUAUAAACUCCUUGACACUAUACAUGACAUGGAAUCUCCUAUACAGACUGGUCUGCCUCCUCUUGAGAAAAAGCUGUGGUCAAAUCUAUGGAAGAUUAGAACUUCCCCAAAAAUACGCCACUUUAUGUGGAAAGCUUAGUCAGGUGCCCUUGCGGAAUGGUCCUUUAUGGUUGAGGUUUGCUAUUGAGGAGGAUGUUCGAUAUGGUUAUUUUAAAGGGAAGACUGGUUUAAGGCAAGGGGAUCCGUUGUCCCCUAUUCUCUUUCUCAUGAUUAUGAAUGUUCUUUCCCUUAUGCUUAAUAAGGCGGCAACGGAGGGAUCCUUUGAUUAUCAUCCAGGCUGUGAGGAUCUUCAGCUAACUCAUCUUUGCUUUGCCGAUGAUCUACUUAUUUUUUUGGAGGGAUCAGAACGUUCUCUAAGUGGUGUUCUUUCAGUUCUCUCUUCAUUUGAAAGGAUGUCAGGUUUGGGGAUAAAUUUGCAGAAGACUUCGAUGUUUUGUCAAGGUCUAGACAUGACUUCUCUUGACAACCUUCAAGCUUUCUUCAACCUGAGGGUUUCUUCUCUUCCCAUUCAAUACUUGGGACUGCCUCUUUCUUCUAAGAAACUCUCUAUCACUGAUUGUGAUCCUCUAAUUACUCUCAUCAAAAAGAGGUUGGACUCUUGGACCAAUAGGCUCUUGAGUUUAGCUGGUAGACUCUCGUUGAUCUCGUCUGCCAUCUCAGGGAUCAUUGGUUUUUGGACAAGUGCCUUUAUCCUUCCAAAGAAGGUUAUUAAGAAGAUCAACAGUCUUUUCAGUUCCUUUCUGUGGCAUCCGGAGCAAAGAGCUGGUUCUAUUUGGGUGGCCGUAAGAGAUCUUUCAUCUUCCUCUUUCUGGGCUUUAAACGAUAAGAACUCCUCCUACUCGUGGAUGUUCAAGAAGAUUUUGCAGUUUCGAUCUAAAGCCACACAGUUUCUUAGCAUUAAAAUUGGUCGUGAGGAUUCUACUUUCUUUUGGUGGGAUCCUUGGACUCCUUUUGGCUCUCUUCAUGCUUUUCUAGGCGAAGAUGGACCUUCCCGUUUAGAGCGUCAACUCUUGCUUCAUACUUUUCUCUCCACCAUUGGAUGCUCUUCUCUUUGUGAUCAUCCAGUUUGGUCUAUUAAUGGUUCACCUCAGCGAUCUUUCAGUCUACUGGGGUUUAAAAUGAGAUCUGUUCUAUCAAACCUGAGGUGUUCUGGGCAUCUUUGUUAUGGCAUAAGGCUGCUAGCUCAUCAUCAGACUACUACUUGGCUGUUUAUUCUUAAUAGAAGCCCUACUCUAGAUCGUUUGUCUGCUUGGGGCUAUGCUACGGAAGGGACCUGUCUACUUUGUGGAUCGGAGUUGGAGACACGAGAUCACUUGUUUUUCGAGUGCUCCUACUCAGCUUCAAUUUGGAGACGGCUCACGCUUCAUCUAAACAUUCUAAAUGUGCCGGUGCAUUGGUCCAUGUUGUUAAGUUGGCUUAAUGUCACUCCUCUUGAAGCAUCUAAAAGGCUUGCCCUACUUCAAGGAUGGCAAGGAGCUGUCUACGAAAUCUGGAAAUAG